This is a messenger RNA of Linum tenue, 183 nucleotides long. The record is from the annotation of a GenBank genome assembly. NCBI's taxonomy places the organism in Eukaryota, Viridiplantae, Streptophyta, Magnoliopsida, Malpighiales, Linaceae.
CCCGAGGCCCUUCUGCUCUGUUUACUUCUGAUACGGGAAUCGUCGGAUUUGCCUUUCCCCGGCUCCUCAUCCUCCUCCUCCGCCAGCCGGCAGCCGGCGUUCAAAAAUCCCCGCGAGCAAAUACCUCAGCUUAUUGAAGAUGGCCAUGGAAACGUCUUGUCUGUUCCAUUCUCGCCUGCCUGA